Molecule: messenger RNA, 3537 nt
Organism: Pochonia chlamydosporia 170
Lineage: Eukaryota; Fungi; Ascomycota; Sordariomycetes; Hypocreales; Clavicipitaceae
Product: Mg2+ transporter protein, CorA-like protein
Exons: 9
Coding region: 1-3537 (1178 amino acids)
Biological process (GO): transmembrane transport; metal ion transport
Cellular component (GO): membrane
Molecular function (GO): cobalt ion binding; cobalt ion transmembrane transporter activity; magnesium ion transmembrane transporter activity
Source: RefSeq, a predicted model, not a curated record
AUGGCCUACCACCCGCCUGGUGAUCGUUCCUCGCGUCGGCCACGGGUCCGCUUCUAUAAUGAUGAAGAAGAAUAUUAUCCCUCCAGUCGGCCUCAAAGAAUUGUGUACAAUGCGCCCACGCCGUCACGGCGGCGUCGACAGUUUUCUGGUGAUGACCAUGGCCUUGAGAGAGCACCUGGCGCUCCUGUUCCCCAAUGGACACGUCUGGAGCGUGCCAUGCCAUCGUAUUACGAGGAAUAUACCCUGCCAACAGCGGUUACUCCUCUGGCUCCGUCAUCGAGACGGGCUAGACACCGUGAAGCGGAGGUUAUAACGGCGCCGAAAGUUUUUGAAGAAGAAGUUGUGCCAAUAGCUGCCGAGGUAGCACCACAGCAGAGGACGUCUCGUUACUCGCAGUCUCCGCCGCGGAUGGACAGCAGGGAGGAAGACGACAUUUAUUCAGGGCAGCAACCUACCAGGAGAGAUGAAGAUCAGGGUUCUGAUCGAAGUCGUUCCCGAUCUCGAAUGCCCUAUUAUGGUGGCUCCGGCGGUGACUGGCCCAGAUUUCAUGCAUACAAGUCUGGAGAUGCAGAAGUCUAUGUUAUGGACGAUGGGCAAAAUGACCGAGGCAUUCGGCCACCAAGUCCCAUGGGCGAAGACUUGGAUGCAUAUGAUGAGUUCAACUUUUUGUUUCCCACGGCGGAUUCCAAGGGCGAAGAGCUCUCAGAUUUAGAGUCACCAGUUGUAGACUCUGAUUCUGCGCAUAGAGAAGAGAGGGAUGUUUUGGGAACAUCAAGCGCCAAGAGAGUCUAUUCUUCUCGCUACACUGGUAGUGCGGAACUCGGGGGAACUCAUACCGCCAAAUUGACUGAGAUUUUUGACGUCAAGGCGAAGAAAAGGCCGUUAUUCAAGUGGCUCCAUAUUCACCAAGAUGUGAUGAACUUUGAUACUUUCUGGACGGAGAUAUCACAGCAAGUUCACUUCUCAGAGCUGGAAAUAAGUGCCAUCGCAAAGCUGAGGGCAGAUGUUAAGAAGCAUUGCGUCAAGACCAGACAAAACCCCAAGGGGGCGAGGGUUGGGUACAUGGAACCUCGCUGCUUCGAAGUGCCGCUUAAAUCCUUUGCGAAGCAGCUUUCGGGUCAAGAGAAGCCAACAGGCUCCGCAAGAUGGAUUUGCCUCCCGUACUUUUCGCGGCAGAAAUACUCGGGCUUGCUCGCAGGAUCAACACCAUCUGUUUUCCCUCCCCAGACGUUGCUACAGGCACAGUACUCGCGAACCACGCAACAGAGAGAUAUGUUACAAGCUGUUUGCCAAAUUUCUACCACCAAAAAGGAUGAAUGCUUUCAUAUUGCGCAGCUGUGGUGUUUGGUACUCGACAACUCACUCCUUGUUACUUGCGGUGCCAUGUCUCCGGACCUCGAUCUCUGUGGGGAACUGGUCAAAGUUGACUCUCAGCCGUCACCAGAAAUGGCCGGCCCACGGCCUGGAAGAAUCCAUGUCAAGUAUGGAAACGCGGUGACUUGGACUCUUCCUGCUAUGGCGUGCUCAACUUGGUUUACGUUCUUGUCACACUUUCAUGCUUUCUGGCCGAGAAAUUUGCAGUUCACGUAUAACAGCCAAGUAGUCUCGGCGGCAAACUGGUCCAAAGUUUUGCAUCUAGCAGCUCGUCCCCAGGGAAGUGUCUUAUUGAAGAUGGAGAUAAUACAACGGCCCCCUCCACUGCGCACAGUUUUGGAGCCUUUGGUAUCUGAUGCUAUGCGAGACGAGUCCUCAAAACCAUGCAAGAAGCCCCAAGAAUAUUUGCAUGUCCUCACCCUUCGUCCCGCAGAAGCGAGACAUAGUGCGAAAGAUGUUGCUGAAAAGGCAACGGAAUUUUUGAAAGAGCAGUUGACUUCUGCAGAGAAGUUUUUGACCGGCCAAACAUCGUAUGCAGAUCAACGGGCCUACAAGAGCUGUGUAAACGCUGCGAGAGAGGAUGUCUAUAAUUUUCUCGUCAAGCAAGCGUCUCAAGUGGAAGAAAAGGCAAACGAUAACAUCAGAAUCAUGCAUGAGGAAAGGAUUGAUAUUUUCAAUGCAGCUGAUGACAUAUUCAAGCUGUUCUUCCCAACAACGUUUGAUGGACCGACAACAACCAAGUAUUGGGGGGCUGUGAAAUCUCUUAUCAAGAUACCCCAGCUUGAAGGAGAGUUCACAAUCACCUCCAUAUCUACAAGCCAGAGUAUUGCGACAGAGAUUCGAGCAGCUUUGAGAGACUUGUCUCAAGAUGUUCAGCUCUUUCAGAAUGUCAUGUCUUAUGCUGACGAGAAAGAAAGAGCCAAUAUUGAUCUUCCUCGGCAAUUUGUUACGGCCUGGCUGCACAUUGUCUCUGGCUUGAUUAGUACGUAUGACCGGGGAAAUGCCUGGCUUGCGCACAUGUCCAAGGCCAAAGUGCUGGUGCUGGAUGGCAUGAACCGCAUCAUGCAGGGCAUCUCAAAUCAAAACAUCCUCGACAACUCUGCUGUGCUACCGCUCGAGAUAUUUUCGCUGUUUUCACUAAACUUGUUGCACGACCAAGUGGGCAAGGCCGAAGAUAUCAUGGACACAUAUGCGCAAGUAACUUCUAAUAACCGAUAUCUGCAGGAUGCCGAAAUAACAAGUCAACCGUCUGACCGCUCUUACCAGCAUCGCAUUGACUUGGUCCAACAAGAGAUGACAGUCAUCAAAAGAACUGUAGCCAAGCAAAGGUCCAUCCUGACAAGCAUAAAGGCAAAUCUUUCCGUGAAAGACAGUGGUGCUUUUCUCACUGGAGCAAUUGACGACGGUCCCUGGCGCAGGAGACGAGCAAGGGAUAUGUACGACGAUGCACCGUAUUACCCCGGUCCACCGCCGUACGAUCCCGCAGUACGAAGACAUGACGCCGAAUACCUGGGGGUGGAUGAUCAGGAUCCAGCGGACCUUGAAGCGGCGUCCAAACUCUCGCCUAUAGAUGAGCUCGGGUUCCGUGGAUUGUUCCUGAAUGAAUGCAUUCAACUCGUCGACCAGCGCGACUUUGACCUUCGCCGCCACACCGACUACGCGGAUGACUUGGAGCGGGCCGUGGUGUACGGCUUAGAUUGGACAAAGGACAGACAAGAAAACGCCAUUUACGCAUUCACCAUUGUUACCGUGGUGUUUCUCCCUCUCAGUGCCAUCUCCAGCAUCUUUGGCAUGAACACAAACGAUAUCCGUGACAUGGAUGUUGGCCAGUGGCUCUACUGGGUUGUUGCAAUACCAGUAACGCUGCUCAUUGUUGUCAUUGGCCUCUGGUGGAUGGGCGAGCUGGGCAAUGUCCUCAAGUGGAUGUCUGGCAGAAAGACGGGCAGCAUAUCAAAUGGAGGAUACGGCCUCGGCGUGGCACCGCAAAUGACGGACAGCACAGCAUAUGUCGUCGAGAGAUCUACAGCCAAGACCGAUAUGGAUUAUCCAGAGACACGGAUCGUCGACGAGCGGUUGCCCCGUCCUGCUGCCUACUUGGCCGAACAAAGUGCGCCGAUUGUGAGACGGGCGAGAAGGCGUCCUCAGUCGGUGAUUCGCUAUUGA